Stomoxys calcitrans (stable fly) is the source of this 881-nucleotide messenger RNA. RefSeq lists its product as uncharacterized. The transcript has 3 exons. Bases 95 to 811 code for a protein of 238 amino acids. The record is from RefSeq and is a predicted model, not a curated record. Lineage: Eukaryota; Metazoa; Arthropoda; Insecta; Diptera; Muscidae.
AAAAUGAUUAUUGGUCCACUGGCUGCAAUUGGUUUUGGAUCAUUCAGCAUAGAGUGGAAAACUAAAUAUAAAAUUUCCGCGGUUUUCUUUCACAAUGUGUUUUAUUAAUCGCAUUUCUACGUUUAAACAUGGAAAAAAUGUUCAGCUUCUGUAUCGCAAUUUCUAUGGUGACAAGAAGCAAAUGACCGAUGACGUUGUCAAAUCCAUUAACAAUUGGACCAAGGCAUCAAUGACUGAACUAGCCGAUAAAAUAGGGGGAGCUCCCGUAUUCGAAAAAUCUACAGCUGCCAAACAAAUGAGAACGUUGCAGUCUCAAACAUUGGAAAUACAAAAACGCUUAGUGGACAUGAAUGACAGAAAGAGAACCAUUGUUAAGAAGAAAGAAGAUGUUGGCCAGGUUCUACACAACAUUUAUAGGGAUUUAGAUAUUCAACGGAUUACAGAAUCCUAUUUGGUAGCGGCCUCCAAAGAAAUGAAUGUUCUUCUCGAAAUGGAGAACCAUUUGAAUAAACUACACAACGAUGCAGAUGAACAAGAAAAAAAUUUAUUGCAUCAAUACAAUGAAGCAAUAAAUCAUGUCUUCGACAAAGCCAAAAAAGACAAAAGAUCGAUGAUUUUCAUUUGCGUUGUGGGUGCCAUUGUGUCAUCCUUGCUGACAACUAUAUUCAUUUGCUCUCAGUCUGUAAAACAUCAAAAAAUUCUGCGGGAAACUAUAUCCGAGUUGGAGCAAAAGAACACAAAAGAGUCCUGGGGUAGCUAUCUAAAGAGAAAUACACGUUGGAUGUACAAUUGGGCUAGCAGAUCUAAUUAGAUUUAAGCUUAACAAUAAAGUUUAAAUUUAGCAUUUUUAUACAUAUACGGUAUACGCCGAUACAUACUAA